Molecule: messenger RNA, 3524 nt
Organism: Triticum urartu
Lineage: Eukaryota; Viridiplantae; Streptophyta; Magnoliopsida; Poales; Poaceae
Gene: PXY
Product: Leucine-rich repeat protein kinase family protein
Biological process (GO): protein phosphorylation
Molecular function (GO): protein binding; ATP binding; protein kinase activity
Source: RefSeq, a predicted model, not a curated record
UCGCAAGUUGGCGCGGUAUGUGUAUGGCACAUGAAAAAAGCUAGAGCUAUGGCGGCUGCUGCUCCAGCAGCAGGCAAAGUCGUCUCUUUCUUGCAUGCAAAGCCAGGCCCGCCCGACCAUGGCCAUCAUCACCACCGCGCGCUCUCUCUUCUCCACUCCACUCUCCCUGUCCUCCACCACCACCUCCUCCUCCUUCCGAGCCUCUCAUCAUGAUGUGCAUGCACCAGUGCAACGCCGCCAUUACCUUUCCUUCCUCCAUUUUACCAUCGCCUCCCCUCCUCACACCGCCGACACCUCCACCAUCAUGGCCGCACAGGUCCCCUUCCAUGGCCUCCUGCUUCUGCUCCCGCUCCUCACCAUCACCGCCGCGUCGUCGGCGCCGCUCCCUCUGCUCGCGCUUCUCUCUCUCAAGUCCUCCCUGAACGACCCGGCCGGCGCGCUCAGUCCAUGGACGUACGCCGCGGCGGCCUCCUCAGGCGCCACCCGGUCGCUCUCCCCUCCGUGGUGCGCAUGGCCUGGUGUCGUGUGUGACGCGGCCACCGGCGACGUCGUCGGGGUCGAUCUGUCUCGCCGCAACCUAUCCGGCACCGUCUCCCCCACGGCCGCCGCGCUGCUCGCGCCGACGCUGGCUUCGCUCAACCUCAGCUGGAACGCCUUCACGGGGGAGCUCCCGCCAGCGGUGUUCUUGCUCCGUCGUCUUGUGAAGCUUGACAUCAGCCACAACUUCUUCAACUCCACCUUCCCCGACGGCAUUGCCCGGCUCGGCUCCCUCGCCGUCCUCGACGCCUACAGCAACUGCUUCGUGGGCCAGCUUCCCCGCGGCAUCGGGGAGCUCCAGAGGCUCGAGCACCUCAACCUCGGGGGCAGUUUCUUCAAUGGGAGCAUUCCGGUCGAGGUUGGGCAGCUUCCGCAGCUACGCUUCCUGCACCUCGCCGGGAACGCCCUUUCGGGGCGGCUGCCGAGGGAGCUUGGCGAGCUCACGCUGCUCAAACACCUUGAGAUCGGGUAUAAUGGCUACAAUGGUAGCAUACCAGCGGAGUUUGGUGGGCUAAAGCAGCUGCAGUACCUCGACAUCGCCGCGGCAAACGUGUCCGGCCCGCUUCCGCCGGAGCUCGGCGGGCUCGCGCGGCUCGAAUUUCUGUUUCUGUUCAAGAACAGGCUAGCCGGCGCGAUACCUUCGCCGUGGUCGCGCCUCCAAGCGCUGCAGGUUCUUGACCUGUCGGACAACCAGCUCGCCGGAGCUAUCCCAGCCGGUCUCGGAGAGCUCGCGAAUCUCACGACGCUGAACCUCAUGAGCAACUUCCUCUCCGGCACGAUCCCGGCGACGAUCGGUGAGCUUCCCAACCUCGAGGUGCUGCAACUGUGGAACAACUCACUCGUCGGGAGGCUGCCGGAGUCGCUCGGUACGAGCGGGCGGCUCGUUCGCCUGGACGUGUCGACCAACUCCCUCUCCGGCCCGAUCCCGUCGGGACUCUGCACCGGUCACCGUCUCCUCCGCCUCAUACUCUUCGCCAACCGAUUUGACUCCGCCAUCCCGGCGAGCCUCGCCAACUGCUCGUCGCUGUGGCGUGUUCGGCUCGAGUCCAACCGGCUCUCCGGCACGAUUCCGUCCGGCUUCGGCGCAGUGCAGAACCUGACGUACAUGGACUUGAGCUCCAACGAGCUCACCGGCGGCAUUCCGGCUGAUCUGGUCAUUUCCCCGAGCCUCGAGUACCUCAACGUCUCCGGCAACCCGAUCGGCGGUACGCUUCCUAGCAAUACGUGGCGGGCAGCGAAGCUUCAAGUCUUGGCGGCGAGCAAGUGCGCUCUGGACGGCGAAAUCCCGCCGUUUGGCACCUCCGGGUGCGCAAACUUGUACAGGCUGGAGCUGGCCUGGAAUGAGCUGAGCGGCGCGGUCCCCGGUGACAUUGGCAGCUGCAAGCGGCUGGUGAGCUUGAGGCUGCAGCACAACAACCUGAGUGGGGAGAUCCCAGCGGUGCUCGCGGCGCUGCCGUCGGUCACCGAGGUGGACCUCUCCUGGAACGCCCUCACCGGCAGCAUCCCGCCGGGCGUCGCCAACUGUACUACGCUGGAGACCUUCGACGUGUCUUUCAACCAUUUAGCACCGGUUGGGACGCCCUCCGGGUCGCCCAACCACGGCGAGGGCGGUUCAGCGUGGCGCACCGCUGCAAUGUGGGUGUCGGCCGUGGCAGUGGCGUUCGCCGGGAUGGUGGUGCUGGCGCUCACCGCGCGCUGGCUGCAGUGUCUGGAGGACGACUCGGUGGCGGCGAGCACUGGCGGAGCGGGAGGGGCACGCCCUAACGUAGUCGUCGGGCCGUGGAGGAUGACCGCGUUCCAGAGGCUGAGCUUCACAGCGGACGACGUGGCACGGUGUGUCGAGGGGAGCGACGGCAUCGUCGGCGCCGGGUCGUCGGGAACGGUGUACCGGGCGAAGAUGCUCAAUGGCGAGGUCAUCGCCGUGAAGAAGCUAUGGCAAGCCCCGGCGCAAAAGGAGACAGCCGCAGAUCACGCGGCCAUGCAAAUGGACACACAAGACGGCGGCGACGGCAAUGAGAGGGUGCUCGCCGAGGUGGAGAUGCUCGGCCACCUGCGCCACCGCAACAUCGUUCGGCUGCUCGGGUGGUGCACAAACGGCGAGACGACGAUGCUGCUCUACGAGUACAUGCCCAACGGCAGCCUCGACGAGCUCCUUCACGGCGCCACCGCGGGAAAGACGCCGAAGGCGCGGCCGGAGUGGGACGCGCGGUACAGAAUCGCCGUGGGCGUGGCGCAGGGCGUGAGCUACCUCCACCACGACUGCCUGCCCGCGGUGGCGCACCGCGACCUCAAGCCCAGCAACAUCCUCCUCGACGCCGACAUGGAGGCCCGCGUGGCCGACUUCGGCGUUGCCAAGGCUCUCCAGGGCGCCGCGCCAAUGUCCGUCGUUGCCGGCUCCUGCGGCUACAUCGCACCAGAGUACACGUACACACUGCGCGUGGACGAGAAGAGCGACGUGUACAGCUACGGCGUGGUGCUGCUGGAGAUUCUUACCGGGCGGAAGUCGGUGGAGGCGGAGUACGGGGAGGGCAGCAACAUUGUGGACUGGGUGAGAUCCAAGGUCGCCGGCGGCGGCGGCGGCUUGCGCGACGUGAUGGAGCACGUCAGCAGCAACAGCGAGCCGGCGCGGGAGGAAAUGGCGCUGGUGCUGCGGGUGGCGCUGCUGUGCACGAGCCGGUGCCCGCAGGACAGGCCGUCGAUGAGGGACGUGCUGUCCAUGCUGCAGGAGGCCAGGCCCAAGCCCAGCCGGAAACCGGCGGCGAAGAAGCUAGUGCCGUAGAUGGUGAUGGGCUCCGGCACAAAUUACGUGCUAGCUGUACGGUGUACCGCGUAGUUAACUCACAAAACAGCGCUCGUGUCAUGUGCAUUUUGUGUACCAUACUACCAGUGCCCUGAGUGAGCUUUAACCGUUUGUAUUCAAGCGUUCGUGUCAGUAUCACCGUGGUAUUGUAUUUGCCCUCUCGAUAAAGGAUGUGGUUUAUGUGCAA